AUGAGCCCAGCACAAUUUCAUGAUCACCACCGCCAUGCAAAGAAAGAGAGCACGUCCAAUAUCGGUAAUGGUGGCCUGUGCCCUCCGCCCUUGAAAGUCAGCAAAGACUCUCACUUGAUCAAAAAAUCAUCGUCCUCAUCAUCAUCAUCGUCUGCAGCCUCCUCCCUGGGAGUCACCGGUUCUGCUAAGCCGCAACAGCAACGCCACCCUGUCAUCAUCUACACGCACUCUCCCAAAGUCAUCCACACCCACCCCAAGGAUUUCAUGGCGUUGGUGCAAAAACUUACAGGACUUUCACGUAAUGAAAAUGAUCAUCAUAAUCAUCACCACGCGCCUCAUCAACCCAAGACGGAGAACGGUACCGCCUCGACCGAGGAAGACAGCAAGAGGAUCAACAAUGAUGAUAAUGAAUCAUCAUCGGUUAUAACAGAUGAAAACUGUGAAGGACAAGUGAAUUCUUGUUUUGUGCCACCUCUGUUUGACCCACCACCAGCUCCAUUUUUGACAAAUAUUCCAGUUUUUACCCCAAAUUCGGCUGAUUUUCUAUGCGUGAAUCAUCAUCAGCCUUUUUAUAAUUACACUGAUUCUUUGUUUUUCACACCAAAUAUGAGGAGCUCUAUUUCAUCAUCUUCAGGGUUAGAGGGGAUUAAUGAGUUUCGUGAUUAUUAA
Durio zibethinus is the source of this 669-nucleotide messenger RNA. Its product is annotated as VQ motif-containing protein 20. NCBI's taxonomy places the organism in Eukaryota, Viridiplantae, Streptophyta, Magnoliopsida, Malvales, Malvaceae. The record is from RefSeq and is a predicted model, not a curated record. Gene Ontology annotation, cellular component: nucleus.